GGAGAUUUGGAGAGGAAGCUGACAGAGAGAGGAGAAAAAGGUUCGCGAGUUCUGGCUCCUUGGGAGGUGUCGGCGGUGAAGAGAAUUUGUCAUUCCAUUGCUGAAAUCUCUGUUUCCUUGGGCAAGUUUUCAGGCAAUGGGUGUAUUUUCACUUAUUGUUUACUCUGCUUUUAUGUAUGGAAUAUAUGUUCCUGAUUGGCAUUUUACUAUCCAUAACAAGGAUAGUGCUGAUUAUGGGAAGGUAACCUGCAGAGUGAGAGGAAAACUCGAUCCUCCUUGUAAUGCAGUUGGACUAAUAGACAGAUCAGUGUUAGGAAUCAAUCAGAUGUACCAACAUCCUACAUGGAGAAGAUCUAAGGGUCAUUCUAAUAGAUUGAAGGAUUGGGUCAUCAUGGGACUUUUUUUCCUUGUUUUAGGACUCAUUCUACAUUUCACUCAUGCAAUUCCUUUAAAUAAACAACUCUACACUUUUAGCUAUGUUUGUGUCACAUUAGGAACAACAGCACUGGUUUUCACAACAAUCUAUAAUCUGUUUGUCAAGGAUUUGCAUGCUCUUAUUAGCCCAGUUCCUCAAGGAACUCCCCUUCCACUUGUUCUGCUGGGGAAGUCAAAGAAUGCACUAUUAUUGACUUUCUUAUUUCUUAAUCAAAUUGUUUGGCUCGGCAGAACAAGUAUCUAUAAGCUUAGGGAACUUGGGAGGCUUUCAGUAUCAAUGGAAAAGUUGGAAGAGGAGCUAAAGAACGGUGAUAAGUGCCAAGUAUGUUUAACAUAGUUACUAUUUUCUGUGUUUACAGUUGGAUUUUCCUAUUUGAAUUUCCAUAUUAUAUUGUAGUGGAUAAAAAGGGCAGUGAAUGAAUGGUAUUGUUUGAUGAGAAAUUUAUUUUAUAAAGAUUUUUGUGUAUUGUAAAAUGGGUUAGAGUACGAUUUGUUCUCAAUAUAUGAAUAAAAUGAGUUAGGUUUU
Molecule: messenger RNA, 961 nt
Organism: Rubroshorea leprosula
Lineage: Eukaryota; Viridiplantae; Streptophyta; Magnoliopsida; Malvales; Dipterocarpaceae
Source: the annotation of a GenBank genome assembly